Staurois parvus is the source of this 1444-nucleotide messenger RNA. Lineage: Eukaryota; Metazoa; Chordata; Amphibia; Anura; Ranidae. The record is from the annotation of a GenBank genome assembly.
AUGGAGAGGAGCCACCGACCUCGCCCUGGCUGGGGAAGGCAGUGCCUGGCCUUACUGAUCGUUGUGAUCAUCACUGCGCAUGCAGCUCACAAGUCCGAUGUGGGCAGUGAUGUCUCCACCACCCUCCUCAAUCACUCCUCCAUGCUCAUCCAACGACUGCAAGAACUGCUGCAUUUUGGAAACUCCACUGACACCACCCUCCGCAUCCGCACCACCAGCUCUGACGAGGUGAAAGUCAUCCAAGCCCACCAGCUGCUCCUCACCCUGCAGAGUGACAUCUUUGAGGGACUCUUAGCCAACCAGAGCGUGGUGACCCUGCAGGAGCCUCCUGACUGCGCCAUACUGUUCGAGAAAUUUAUAAGGUAUUUUUACUGCGGGGAAAUCUCAAUCCAGUUAAGCCAAGCCAUCUCGUUGCAUCGGCUGGCCAGCAAGUACCAUGUUCCUGCUCUUCAGAGAGGUGUCACAGAGUAUAUGAAGAACCACCUAGCUAGCGAGUCAUCCCAGGGCCACGUAGUGAGUUGGUACCAUUAUGCAGUGACCAUGAGCGAUGAAAUACUUCAGGAGAGCUGUCUGAAGUUUCUGGCCUGGAACCUUUCCACUGUGAUGAGCAGCAGCGAGUGGGCAACGGUGAGUGACGACCUCAUGGUGUCCCUUGUGCAGCGCUCCGAUCUUGUUCUGCAGAGUGAGCUAGAACUCUUUAGUGCUGUGGAAGAGUGGAUCAUGAAGAACAGCCCAAAUGUUUCCAUUAUUGAGAGGGUUCUGAGAUCUAUGAGAUACCCAAUGAUCCCACCACACCAACUCUUCCAGAUCCAGAAACAGUCAACCCUACUGGCCACCUACCAUAGCUUUAUCCAGGAUCUUCUGUUUCAAGCUUUUCAGUUCCAUUCAUCUUCUCCGCUACAUUUCGCAAAGUACUUUGAUGUAAACUGCAGCAUGUUUAUUCCUCGGAAUUAUUUGUCUUCAUCUUGGGGUUCCCAAUGGAUCAUCAACAAUCCAGCCAGGGAUGACCGAAGCCUCAGCUUUCAGACACAACUAGGCCCAAGCAACCAUGACUCCAGCAAGAAAAUUACUUGGAAUGCGCUUUUUUUCCCCACGCUGGCUUCCCGUUAGCCUUCGACCGGUCUACUCAGAGUCCGUGUCCAGUGCUUCCCAAUCCAACCGCCUUGAAGAAGGAAAACCGCGGCUGGUAGUGAAUUCAGCCAUGAGCGGUCUAGAUUUUGCUGGCGUUACGUUCCAGAAAACCGUGCUUGUUGGAGUGAAGAGACAGCAUGGCAAAGUGUUCGUGAAGCACGUGUACAGUGUCCACCAGAGCACCGAAGAAGUGUCCGACUUCCUGGCCCACGCCGACCUGCAGAAACGCACCUCGGAAUACCUGAUCGACAACUCUCUGCAUCUCCACGUGAUCAUCAAGCCCAUCUACCAUUCCCUCAUCAAGGCCAAGUGA